CAUAAAUAAACAGAAAUGAGACUCGCAUUUCUGUACCGCGGUCCAAAAUUAGCAUUAUUACUUACUCGAAACUUCUCAGAGGGAAAUGUGCCGAAAGCGUUGCGAAGCUUAAAAUCAAAGUCCACGAAGACAAAUAUUCAGUAUUAUGUAGAUUCUUGUAGAGUUAGAGCGGUCGCUGGUAAUGGGGGCGAUGGCUGCAUAUCUUUCCUUAGUGCCUGGUGUAAGGACCGCGCUGGACCUGAUGGGGGCGAUGGGGGUCAUGGUGGCCACGUUAUAUUUCAAGCCACUCACUCUAAGAAGAGCUUGAAUCACUGCAACACAGUUAUCCAAGCUAAGCCCGGGGACAAGGGCUCAUCGAAGGACUGCAACGGAAAGAAUGCUCAACACGUUGUCGUACAGGUGCCCUUAGGCACGAUAAUCAAGGAUAGUGCGGGCAGGGUGGUCGGGGACUUGCAAGAGGAGGGGAUGAUGUUCGUGGCGGCCAGGGGGGGCGCGGGGGGAAGGGGGAACAAGUUCUUCCUCACCUCCACCGAGCAGGCACCCAUGAUAGCGGAGCAUGGAGCGGAGGGGGAGAGCCUCCAAUACACGCUGGAGGUCCGGUCCAUGGCCCACGUGGGUCUCAUCGGGUUCCCCAACGCUGGCAAGAGCACUCUCCUAAGGGCUGUGAGCCGGGCCCGGCCCACCGUAGCCCCUUACCCCUUCACGACCCUCCGGCCGCAUAUUGGUAUGGUACCGUACGAUGACUACGAACAGGUGGCGAUCGCAGAUCUACCGGGUUUGAUUCCCGGCUCGCACAAGAACUAUGGACUCGGUAUCCAAUUCCUCCAACACGCAGAAAGAUGCAAAGGUCUUAUAUUCCUUUUAGACGGUAGCGAUGACCCUUCAGAACAGUAUGACAUCUUAAGCUAUGAACUAUCUCAGUACAGCAAGACGUUAGCGGAGCGACCCAAGUGUAUCGUAAUCAAUAAAAUAGACCUCCCCGAGGCCAGGCUGAAUUACAACGAGAUGAGGAAAAGUAUGCAAGUCAUCGGCAUAUCAGCGAAGACGGGACUCAAUUUGGCUGAAUUUUUGACGGUUAUAAGAAAAAUGUAUGAUAGCGAUGUCCAGUAGAUAAGUUUAGUUCAGAAAUAAAAUAAUCUUGUUACCGUUUA
Molecule: messenger RNA, 1151 nt
Organism: Melitaea cinxia (Glanville fritillary)
Lineage: Eukaryota; Metazoa; Arthropoda; Insecta; Lepidoptera; Nymphalidae
Product: mitochondrial ribosome-associated GTPase 2
Exons: 6
Coding region: 16-1110 (364 amino acids)
Cellular component (GO): mitochondrion
Molecular function (GO): GTP binding; GTPase activity; magnesium ion binding
Source: RefSeq, a predicted model, not a curated record